This is a messenger RNA of Gambusia affinis (western mosquitofish), 1017 nucleotides long. Its product is annotated as vascular cell adhesion protein 1-like. The record is from RefSeq and is a predicted model, not a curated record. The transcript is spliced from 7 exons. NCBI's taxonomy places the organism in Eukaryota, Metazoa, Chordata, Actinopteri, Cyprinodontiformes, Poeciliidae. The coding region runs from base 95 to 892 and encodes 265 amino acids.
AGAGUGGAAGAUUAUUUGAUCUGCUGCUGAUUGAGUGAAAUUCAAGGUUUAUUAGUUUUAAUUGCAGAUUUUUAAAUUUAAGGUCUGAGAGAAGAUGAAGGUCUAUCACAGUCUGUCUGAGAACAUGUUGACAGUCAACAUGUUACUGAGUGUCUUCUUUCUUUCAGAUUCUCCAGAGAAACCCAGAAUUGAACCUGAUCUGAAAGAUCUGAAGGAGCAUCAGUCUGUCACUGUAACCUGCUCAGCUUUCACUCCCUGUCCACAUUCACCUCCUGAACUCACCUGGAAUCUCCAACAAGACUCUCUCAGACAAACAGAGAAAAACACAAAUGGAACCUUAACAACUAAAAUCCAGGAGAACAUCACUCUGUCAGACACACAUGAUGGAUACAACAUCAGAUGUUCUGCCAGAUAUCCUGUGAUUGGAGGAAACAAGACAGCAGAGACAGAAGUGACUCUCAGUGUUUCCUAUGCUCCUAAAGACACCUCAGCAUCCAUCAGUCCAUCAGGUUUGGUGUCAGCAGGUAGCUGGGUGGAGCUGAGCUGCUCCAGCAGAGCCAAACCUCCACCCAGCUUCACCUGGUUCAGGAACAGUGAACAUGGAGACAUUAAUGUGUCUGAGGGGAAAGUUUACAGCUUCAAUGUUACUGAGGGAGGAGAGUAUUACUGUGUGGCUACAAAUGAUCUGGGUCAAACCAGAUCAUCUGUGAUCAUAGUUACCAUUAAAGGUUCUGGACUUGGUGUUUACACUAAAAUAAAGAUCCUGGGAUCAGUAAUGCUCUAUGGCUCAAUCAUCAUCUUUCAGUGCUGGUUUAGAUUCUCCAAGAGAGACAAAAAGGACAAAGAAGAAGGAAAUGUUGCUAACAGAGUAAUGGAGGUUCAGGCAUCAUGAGUCACAAGGAAAAGAUGCUAAAUUCAUUCUGAGAAGGAAGAUUUUUAUAUUUGUUCAUCCUGUUUUCUGUCUUUGCAAGCGUUAUUAUUCAUAGUAAUUUGUAAUGUUUUAUUUAGCUAAAUCAA